Wasmannia auropunctata (little fire ant) is the source of this 957-nucleotide messenger RNA. RefSeq names its product molybdopterin synthase catalytic subunit (gene Mocs2B). Lineage: Eukaryota; Metazoa; Arthropoda; Insecta; Hymenoptera; Formicidae. The transcript is spliced from 5 exons. Gene Ontology annotation, cellular component: cytosol. Gene Ontology annotation, molecular function: molybdopterin synthase activity. Gene Ontology annotation, biological process: Mo-molybdopterin cofactor biosynthetic process. The record is from RefSeq and is a predicted model, not a curated record. Bases 1 to 957 code for a protein of 318 amino acids.
AUGGAGAUAUCAAAGAAUUUUGUCAAGUUGCAGCAAGAGGAAUUAAAUGUUGCAGAAAUCAUAGAGCUGGUGACUUUUCCUAAUUGUGGAGCAAUAUCUAACUUUAUUGGACUUACUCGAGAUAAUUUUGAAAAUAAAAAGGUAAUUAAGCUGGAAUAUGAAGCCUAUGAAUCGAUGGCUUUAAAAGAGAUGACUGAUAUUUGUAACAAAAUUCGUUUACAAUGGGAUGUAGAAGGCAUCGCUAUAUAUCAUCGUAUUGGAGAAGUACCGAUAUCCAAAGCAAGUGUUGUAAUAGCAGUUUCCUCUCCUCAUAGAGAGGAAUCACUAAGGGCAAUAGAAUAUGCUAUUAAUACAUUGAAAGCUACGGUGCCUAUUUGGAAAAAAGAAAUAUACGAAACAGGAGAACCACAAUGGAAGCAAAAUAAAGAGUCUUUGAAAAGGGAAGAUGUUCAGACUGCUGCAGAUAUAAAUGAAAAACCAAAUAAACAUGUUAUUGAUCAAAACCUUAUACAAAUUCGAGCGAAUUCGGAAGAACUGAAUCGUAGAAUAGAAUCGUUCAUCGAAAGAAAACGUCAACAAGUAAAUACUAUGAAUAUACAAGAAUUUUGUUGCCACAGUGAAAAAAAUUAUAAUGACGAAAAUUCUUGUGCAAGAGUAGAUGCCGUUCUUAUUCGACGCAAAGAUUCCAAAAGUCAUGUAAAAGUUCACAGAGUAUUAAACAUGUGUGGACCUCAAACUAUUGAUCAAUCAAUUUUACGCAAGUCAGUUACGAAUAAUACAAGCUUUAAUGUCUCGGACGGUUUUCCUAUAUUGGAUGACAGAAUUUCCGCAUCAGAACAUAUGAUAGGAAUUAAUAAACCAGUGCCUAAAGAUAUUUACGAAAGAUUGAAAAAUAUUGAAGACAGAAUAUUAUAUUUGGAAAGUAUAUCACCGGAAUAUAAGGAAUUUUGGGUAUAG